AUGAUAAGAAAAAGUUUAUUAAGAUUGGCUGGGUAUCCUAAAGCAUCCUUUCAUGAACAAAAUAUAAACCCAUUUUCAAAUGUUCAAUGGAAAAGUUCUCCUUUUUUAAAAAAAAAUAUGCCAAAAACAGAUAUAUUUGCAGAAGAACAUAUUUCUAAAAAUGCAAUAAGUGUUUUUGAUAAAGAAAAAGGCAAUUGGUUUGUUAUUGAUGCAACUGAUAAAAGUGUUGGAAGUUUAAGUGUAUGCAUUAGUAGAUUGUUACAAGGAAAAUAUAGAGUUGAUUAUAAUUCUAAUAGAGUAAAUAGUAGUAGUGUAAUAGUUGUAAAUGCAAUUCAUGUAAAAUUUUAUGGGCAUACAUGGGAUACUAAAAUUUAUAAAUUUCCAAGAAAAAGUCACUCAAAAGGUCAUAAAAUAUUAACUUGUAAAACAGUUUUUGCUAGAAAUCCAUCUAUGAUUUUAAAUUUAGCAGUUAAAAGAAUGCUACCAAAUAACAGAUUAAGGCAAAUAUUUUAUAGAAAACUUUUUGUUUAUCCAGGUGCUUUACAUCCACAUUGGGGUAUACCGCAAGUUAUUAUUCCAAAAAAUAAAAUAAACAAAGAUAACGAACAAAAUUCAAUAAAAACAUUCACAAUUAUUUAG
This is a messenger RNA of Plasmodium gallinaceum, 639 nucleotides long. Its product is annotated as mitochondrial ribosomal protein L13 precursor, putative. Gene Ontology annotation, biological process: negative regulation of translation; translation. Gene Ontology annotation, molecular function: structural constituent of ribosome; mRNA binding. The transcript has 2 exons. Gene Ontology annotation, cellular component: mitochondrial large ribosomal subunit; ribosome. The coding region runs from base 1 to 639 and encodes 212 amino acids. The record is from RefSeq and is a predicted model, not a curated record. NCBI's taxonomy places the organism in Eukaryota, Apicomplexa, Aconoidasida, Haemosporida, Plasmodiidae.